Messenger RNA from Quercus lobata, 390 nucleotides. RefSeq lists its product as uncharacterized. Gene Ontology annotation, molecular function: nucleic acid binding; RNA-DNA hybrid ribonuclease activity. Lineage: Eukaryota; Viridiplantae; Streptophyta; Magnoliopsida; Fagales; Fagaceae. The coding region runs from base 1 to 390 and encodes 129 amino acids. The record is from RefSeq and is a predicted model, not a curated record. The transcript has a single exon.
AUGGCUAAAUAUGAAGCUUGCAUCGGCAGAAUGGAAGCCCUUCAAGAAUUGAGGGUAAAAGAAGCCAAAGUCUUUAGGGAUUCAACUUUGGUUAUAGCUCAAGCACAAAAGUUGUGGAAAGUGAAGGAAGAACAUUUGAAACCUUAUCAACAAUACUUGGAAGACUUAACCAAGACCUUUAACAAGAUCAAGUACACAAUCAUCCCUGGAGCUCAUAAUCAAUUUGUGGAUGCCCUAGCUACUUUAGCCUCCACGAUUGAAAUACCCAAAGGAGUAUGGACACGACCAUUGGAAAUUAAACAAAGUGGUGAGGAAGUGCAUAGAAAGAAGACCGAAGCUUCAGUAAUCGCAGUAGAGGAAGAGGAAGCUCCUGGUACUACGACAUCAUGA